AGGCUCUGGUUGCUAUGGUGACGGCUCGGGCACGCCGCAGUGGGAUUGCUUCCGCUCCGAGCCCCGCCCAGACCCAGCCCCCGACGUCCAGGAUUUCAGAUGCUCUCCGGUCGCGCGUGGUCAUCGUUGCCAUGGUGAUUGCCGCAGCGAACCGAGCCGGACCAGGCUGCGCUGAACCCGAGUCCUCCGCUGCUGUUGCCAAACUCUCCGGAAGGAUGAGGGCCUCCCUGCCGCCUCUGGGCCCCCCUGUGAGCCGGGACCGCAUCAUCUCCAGCUUCCCUAAGUGGUACACGCCUGCCGCCUGCCUGCAGCUCAAGGAGCACUUCCACGGGCAGGUCAACGCCGCCUGCCAGCGCAGGAACACGGGGACCGUCGGGCUCAGCCUCUCCAAGGCCGUUGUCGUCGGCGACCUCCACGUGGGCAAGACCAGCCUCAUCCACAGGUUUUGCAAGAACGUUUUUGACCACGACUACAAGGCCACCAUCGGGGUGGACUUUGAAAUCGAGCGCUUUGAGAUUGCUGGGAUCCCCUACAGCCUCCAGAUCUGGGACACAGCAGGGCAAGAGAAGUUCAAGUGCAUUGCAUCUGCCUACUACCGGGGCGCCCAGGUGAUCAUCACGGCCUUUGACCUCACGGAUGUGCAGACCCUGGAACACACCAGGCAGUGGCUGGAGGACGCGCUGAGGGAGAAUGAGCCGGGCUCCUGCUUCAUCUUCCUCGUGGGGACCAAGAAGGACCUUCUGUCCAGGGCGGCGUGUGAGCAGGCGGAGGGGGAGGCCGUGCACCUGGCCAACCAGCUGCAGGCCGAGUACUGGUCGGUGUCGGCGAAGACGGGGGAGAAUGUGACGGCCUUCUUCAGCCGCGUGGCCGCCCUGGCGUUCGAGCAGUCGGUGCUGCAGGCCCUGGAGAGGAGGAGCGGCUGCCGGCUCCUGGUCGGCGACGGAGACCUCAUCCGGAUGGAGGGAAGCCCCUCCGAGACCCAGGGGAGUGAGAGGCCCUCCGGCCUGGGCUGCUGUUAGCUGGGGUCUGUGUCCGAGGCCUCCACUCCCGACACGCGUGGGCAGCGCCAUCUGAGACUGCGGAGAGGGCAUGUGGAGCCUGAACCUGGUGAUGGAUCUGUGCAGGCGCCACUCCCGCUUCUCUAGCAGGAAAGCCCUCGCUAGCUGCCCGGGGCCCGCACUGCCCGACUGGGUGCCACCUGGAAGGCCAGGCUCACCUACAGACUCACCCGUCUGCCCGGCCUUGAGAGACCUCACACUGCAGGCACAGGACACGUGUGCCGCGGCCCUCAGCACCCGUCAGCAUCUGCACGUGCCCUCAGCCUCUCCUGGUGGGCAGGGCCUGGCCGAGUCGGCACCCGAGGAGUCCUGCCACCCCGCCUGGGACUUCCCUUCGCAGCAGGACCCGCACUUCUGGGUCCCCCGUCCAGUCCCUCUGCCAGAGCCGAGCGGGGUCCCCGGGGGCCUUGCCUGCCUCGUGGGACCCUCAUCUCUGGAGGAGGUCGGGUGAGAAGGCCUCUCUGGCUCCUCCUGGAUCCCCAGGUCCUGCCCUCUGGUCAGUGGGCAAGGCCAGCCGAACAGGCCGCUCCUACCCUCUGGCCCCUGGCAACCAGUCUCCCCGGCUGGGCUGCGGGGAAAAGACUGUCCAGCUGCCCCCGGGGUGACUCGCUGCUGCGUCCCUUUAGUACGGCACUGCCCGCUCUGCCCUGGCUCUGCAGUGCCCACAGCUGCCCCUGCUGCCCCUGUCCCCCUCCAGCCGGCACGGGGAAGGCCUGGAAAUGAGGAAAUGCUGGGCACCCGCCUCUCAGGGCCUUUGCGAUGGCGUCCGCGUGUCUUUGGAGGCCCCGGAGGUCCCCCAGAGUCAGCGUGCCGUCCCCCAGCCCUCCUGCACACCCAGCCAGGCAGGCCAGGCCCAGCCCCAGCUCCUGCCCAGAGCCACGCCCUCUCCAUGCCCUGGGGUUGCUCCUCCAGGAGGGCUACUAACGCCCCGACCCACCCACAGCCCUACCCACAGCCCCAGGGGUACCGCCCAGCACCCGGGCAGGGCCCGUCCACGACAGGUGCUCAGGGUGGCGACUGCCCAACGUCGCUGGGGGAAGAACACGGGCAUCUUUUGCUGUUUAUUUCCCCUUUGCCACAUUUUUGGCUUCCUCUUUUUUUAUGAUGAUAUAAAAUCCUUUGUAAACAUCA
This is a messenger RNA of Myotis davidii, 2189 nucleotides long. RefSeq names its product RAB36, member RAS oncogene family (gene RAB36). Gene Ontology annotation, molecular function: GTP binding; GTPase activity. Lineage: Eukaryota; Metazoa; Chordata; Mammalia; Chiroptera; Vespertilionidae. The record is from RefSeq and is a predicted model, not a curated record.